UUGUAUAUUGUAGGCCUUCAGUGCAUCGUAACAAUAACUUUAAUUAUAUUACUAUUUUGAAGUAACAGUUUGGAGAGUGAUAUUAUAUUAUUUCACUACCAACAUCAUGAGAGACUUGAGGGAAUGAUGGGGGAAAACCUCUGCAGUAUGCUAAUUCUAGGUUACAUUUUGUCUCAUGGAAAACACAGAAGUCUUACUUACCCUAUCCUAAUUUGAUGGAUGCUUUGUAUAAGUCUGAGUUAAAGAAUUACUUUAUAAUCUGAUUUCCACUAGGAAGCUCUUCUAGGUUGUUAGGUUGCCAUGGCAUCCGGACCCAACUUUAUGGACCCUGUUUGUCUACUGGAAAGUGUUAAUGAAUUGCUGUCAGUGAACCAAAAAGCUCUACAGAUUCUUGGUGAGAUUUCUCAGCCAGUGGUUGUGGUGGCCAUUGUAGGACCAUAUCAUACAGGAAAAUCCUACUUGAUGAACCGCCUGGCCGUGCUUCUGUGCAGUAGCUUUGUCUACAACAGCAUGAGCACCAUCAACCACCAGGCCCUGGAGCAGCUGCAUUAUGUGACAGAACUUGCAAAACUCAUCAGGGUGAAGUCCUCUCAAACACCUGAUAGAGUAGAAGAUUCCACAGAAUUUGUGAGUUUCUUUCCAGACUUUAUCUGGACUGUACGGGAUUUCACCCUGGAGCUGAAGUUACAUGGUCAGCCUAUCACAGAAGAUAAGUACUUGGAGAAUGCCCUGAAGCUGAUUCCAGGGAAGAAUCCUAAAGCCCAAACAUCCAAUCUAACCAGAGAGUGCAUCAGGCAAUUCUUUCCAAGACGGAAGUGUUUUGUCUUUGACCGGCCAACAAAUGACAAAGAAAUUCUAGCCAAUAUUGGGAUGGUAUCUGAAGACCAACUGGAUCCUAAAUUCCAGGAGCAAACAAAAAAUUUCUGUUCUUACAUCUUCGCUGAUGCAAGGAUCAAGACCCUCACAGAAGGAAUCAUGGUCACUGGGAAACGGCUGAGAACUCUUGUUGUGACCUACGUGGACACUAUCAAUAGCGGAGCAGUACCUUGCUUGGAGAAUGCAGUGACAACUCUGGCCCAGCUGGAGAACUUAGCUGCCAUUCAGAAGGCAGCCAACCACUACAGCAAGCAGAUGGCCCAGAGAGUGAGCUUCCCCACAGACACACUGCAGGAGCUGCUGGAGGAGCAUGUUGCCUGUGAGAGGGAAGCCACUGCAGUCUUCAUGGAGCACUCCUUCAAGGAUGACAAGCAGGAGUUCCAGAAGAAUCUUGUGGAAAUCAUAAAGAAUAAGAAAGAGGAUUUCUUGAUGCACAAUGAAGAGACAUCAAUCAAAUACUGCCAGACUAAACUUGAUCAGCUUUCAAAGACACUAAUAGAAAGUAUCUCAGCAGGAACUUUCUCUGUUCCUGGAGGUCAUGAACUCUACAGAAAAGCAAAGGAAAUUAUUGAAAGGGAAUAUCAUCAAGUGCCCAGGAAAGGAGUGAAGGCAAAUGAGGUCCUCCAGAGCUUUCUGCAGUCACAGGUGGCAAUAGAGAAAUCCAUCCUGCAGGCAGAUAAAUCCCUCACUGAUGGGGAGAAGGCCAUAGCAGAGGAGCGGGCCAGGAAGGAGACAGCUGAGAAGGAACAGGAGCUGCUGAAACAGAAACUGCAGGAGCAGCAGCAGCAGGUGGAGGCUCAGAAUAGGAGUCUCCAGGAACACAUAGUCCAGCUGAUGGAGAAGCUGGCGAGGGAAAGAGAAAACCUGCUGAGAGAGCAGAGCAAGAUUUUGGAGCAUCAGCUGAAGGUGAAUCAUGCUGUGGUAGUAGUAGAGCUUGAUAGCCUGCGCUGGUUCCUCAGCAAGGGAUGGGUGAGAGUUACAGCAAGAUCAUGCAGGGAUCACCAGUGCAUCUACUGCUUGUGAUUUUUUUUAAACCCUGAAGAUUUGGAAUCCUUCCAAAACCUUUGAGUUCUACUCUGUAAGUAGACUUUGGAGAAUUCAGGAUGAGUAUGGCCCCCACUCCAAACUUUCAGAUAAUAUAAAUAGGUUUUAAUAGUCAUUUUAGGAAUUUUAAAAUUAUCUCAUAGGGCUUGAUUGAACAGAUAUUCCAACUACCCUGUUUAAUAUGUGCAACAACUAGUAUGCUCUACUAAGAUCACUACAUUUUACCAGAAGCCCUGCUCAGCCCAAGGCCCUGAGGUAGAUCUGUGCUGACAUAAAACUACUAGAAAUGUCCAGACUUAAAAACACAGGGAAAUGAUAGAUUUUACACUUGCUGCAUUGCCUCCAGGUUUGGACAGAUCCCCAAGCUAUCAUGUGGCUUGGAGGGAUUUCUCUCAUUGUCCAUCUGAACAUGAUU
This is a messenger RNA of Vicugna pacos (alpaca), 2335 nucleotides long. The record is from RefSeq and is a predicted model, not a curated record. NCBI's taxonomy places the organism in Eukaryota, Metazoa, Chordata, Mammalia, Artiodactyla, Camelidae.